Messenger RNA from Paraglomus brasilianum, 711 nucleotides. The record is from the annotation of a GenBank genome assembly. Lineage: Eukaryota; Fungi; Glomeromycota; Glomeromycetes; Paraglomerales; Paraglomeraceae.
AUGCAUCAUCGUUUAUUCUUGUCUUCGCGGACUAUUUAUUCGAUUCGCUUACAUAUUACACGUUUUUCAACAACAUGGUUGAAGUCACGACCAUUUUCAUCACUAACUUUGCAAGAUGAAGCAACAUUGAAACGGUCUCUGCGAAAUCUAAGAUAUAGACUAAAAAGAGAAGACGUUGUAUUUUAUAAAGCUCCAGAAUCUACGAAUAAGUUUUCGUGGGCAUUUCAUGGUGUUGCUGUUGUACAGUUUAUCUUUUGGACGAACAUUGCUGAUUUGUACUGGAGAUUAUCACUCAAAAAUGAGAGGGAACCAGAAAAGUUUGAAAGUAUUCAAAUCGAAAAAAGACUGGUGUACUCGGGUGGCAUGUUACUAGCAGGUUUAGCUACAUCUGCGAGUUUGAUUCUAAUUCCCAGCCGGACAAUAACUCACAUUAAGAUAUUAAAAGGAGGAGUUCUGGCAGAGUUUGAAACAGGGAGAAAACUCUUGCCAAAUCGGAAACGGGUUGUUCCCGUGAAGAAUUUGUAUCUGCGUCAGAGACUGUACACCAGAGAAGGGGAAACCGGAUAUGACAAGAAGAUGUCCUUUGCCAAGCCAUUAUUAUUGAGAGAAGAAGGUAAGCGGAUGCCAUACUUUCUGGAUAGAUCAGGAGAAUUCUAUGAGCCAACAGCGUUUGAUGCUAUCUUUUGGGCCAAAGAGACAAGAAAUAAAUGA